This is a messenger RNA of Drosophila grimshawi, 6135 nucleotides long. RefSeq lists its product as uncharacterized. Gene Ontology annotation, cellular component: nucleus. The coding region runs from base 145 to 5577 and encodes 1810 amino acids. Lineage: Eukaryota; Metazoa; Arthropoda; Insecta; Diptera; Drosophilidae. The record is from RefSeq and is a predicted model, not a curated record. The transcript is spliced from 8 exons.
GUGUACGUGUACGUGUGCUGUAUAUAUGUAGAAAUUGCGCUUGUAUGCGCGCUGCAAGUGUAUAUGUGUGUCUGUGUGCAGUGUAUGUGUGUGUAAGUGAAACGUAUAAAUAAAAUUCAGCCAAAUGCAGAAACCAACAACAAAAUGGAUAACAAAACUACACAGUUGGAUUUUAAAUUACUGGUGGAUCAGUCAGUGAAUCUACUGGACAGUCUGAACGCAGCGUCGCGGUGCGAUGCAAUUAAGUUUCUGCUGCAAACGCUUAAGUGCAAAUAUCCAGAGACCUGCGACAGAGUCGUCAGGAGUCUGUACGUUAACAGUAGUCACAACAAGCCGACGACUGACAAUGGCGCCGGUGCGGAGAUGGAGGUGGAUGAGGAGCAGAAGGAGAAGGUCGGUGUGCAGCUAGCGAAGAGCGAACAGUUGCAGCUGCUGCUUGCUGCCACCGCCAUGAAGAAGGAGAAGACGGAACCGGGCACUGGAAUCGGGGUUGUGAAAAUCAAGCUAGAGAACGAGGAUGAAGCAUCCGCGAUCGAUUUAAAUCAAAACUUUGAGAAAAUUCUCUGCAAGGAGGAGUUUAUGUGCCUCGACGAGGAGGAUGAUUUCGUCGAUAAUGAUGUGGCCGAUGCUGAUGCUGAUGACGAUGCCGACGCGGAUGUCGACACCGAAGAGAACUCAUCUUCCAUUGGUAAACAUGGACUGCAUCACUAUCAUCGCAACAACAAUGUGAAUGCCGGAAUUGACGGACGACGAGAUGCCGGCCAAGCUCUGCUAAACACCAGUGAUGAUCCACUCGAUCUGAUACACACGGUGAAGCGAAGUUAUGCGGCGACAUUCGCUGAUGAUGACGAAGACGACGAUGACGAGGAGGAGCACGAGCAGGCGGCGGAGCACGAGGCGGAUGAGCUGCUCUCGGUGCGACGUCAACAAAAGCUAGCGAAACGAAAGCGCAGCAACAACAGCAAUCACAUUAGCAACAGUAGCUGCAGCAGCAACAGCAGCAAUAUCAUCUCACCAUCUGUCCACCUGCUGUCCACACGUUCCACACGUCUUGGCGAUGGCUAUGUGUUCCACGAGGACAACCAAUACACUUUGCGCUAUCAUCACAGCAGCGGCGAGUUCAGCGAACGGGCAUUCAAGGCACAGUUUCGCCUGCUGUUGCGUCUGGCACUGAGUCAGCAUCACAAGCCGUUCCUUAAGCAGUUCUAUGAGAAUUUUGUGAUCACCGGCCGGUUGCUGGGCACCACGCCCUCGACACGGGUGCUAAAGGAGCUCCGCGAACAGCGCCUGGAUGAGUGGCGACGGCAACGUGAACGCAAACUGUUGGCGAAAACUGUUGCCGAGGCAGCUGCAGCUGCAGCAGCAGAGGAAGCGCAGCAGCAGCAGCAGCUGCUGGAGCUGGAAAAGCAAAAGCACAGCCAGCAUCAGCAGCAGCAGCAGCAGUUGGAACAGCAAUUGGAUGUGGCAGUGUCACCGUUGCAACUGCAGCCAGAUCACCAGCUGAGAUCCAUUUCGUUUGGUGACUCAGAGCUGGAGUCGGAAACGGAAUCGCAGCUAUCGUCAGCGGCGCAGGAGAUUAUGAAGUUUGAGGAGUUCAUUGAUGAUGGUGUAGGCGCAGGUCGUCUCAUCGAUGGGCUCGAAAUGGAGCCGGAAAUAGAUGAGAUGAUGCUGGCGGGUGCCGGUGGCAGCGGCGGCGACGUCGGUGACGGCGCCGGCAGUGGAUUGGGCAGCGUAACGGGCACCUGCAGCGGCAGCGGGAACAGCAAUAGCAACAGCAGCGCCGUUCAUGACAACGGCAUCGCCUCCCUCCUCAUGGACACCAGCCAUGGGCAGCAGCUUCAUUCGCACCAUCUCAGCAACAGCAGCAGUAGUGGUGGAAAUCUUGUGAUCAAUGGCCUUACGUCAAGCAAUAUGCACAGCAACAACAUUAAUUGUAACAAGAGCAACAAUGCGCUCAAUCCACAGCAGCAACUGGCGCCUGACCAUCCCUCGAAGCAGUCCGGGCCGCAUACGGAUCGGGAUCGGGAACGGGAUCAUCAGGCGCAGAUGCAGCCGCAAUCGCAACAAUUAUCGAUGCCACCAAUGAGGAGCGGAUAUGGCAUCGAUGGCGUUGCGAUGUCGGCGACAACACAGCUGAUGGCUGGCACUGAGAUUCAGCUGCAGAACGAAUCGCAGAACCAGACUCAGAAUCAGAACCAGAAUCAUUAUAAUUCAAGCAAUAAUCCGCUCUCAAUGCCGCCCAUCAUUGAGCAAAUGAUGCAAAUGCAAAUGCAUCAGCAGCAGCAGCAGCAACAGAGCCCAUUUCCCCAGCAUCAGCAUGCCCAGCUGAUGAACAAUCGUCAGUCGCAUCUGCAUCCGCAUCCGCAUCCACAUCCACAUCCACAUCCACAUCCCCAGUCACAUCCACACUCGCAGUCGCAGCCAACGACGCAUUUGGGUGCAGCGGGGAGCAUCGGUGGAUCAUCGCAGCUGAACUCAUCGCUGGAGCUGGACGACAAUGAGUUGUCCGGCGAGGAGGAUGACGAUGACCUGGACAAUGAGAUUGACGAGCUGGAUGCGGCCAAGCAGCAGCUCAUCGAUGGCGGCAGCAGCAGCAGCACCUCCCUGCAAGCGCCACCCUCCCAGCUCGGCGGCAGCCAUACGCCCGGAGGCAGUAAAAAGGACAAGCCCAGCUAUAAUUGUCUGCUGUGCCCCAAGUCAUAUCGGAAGCGCAAAUCGCUGCUGGAUCACUAUAAGAUGCAUCCCGGCUACUGUCACGACUGUGGCCAGCCCAAUGGCAACACCCUGGAGGAGAUAAUUCAGCACAAUCGGACAAUGCAUGUGAAGGAGUUUCCGUUUGUGUGCGAGACCUGCGGCGAAUCCUAUUCGCGUCGACAGCAGUUCCAUGCCCAUGUGGAGUCGCACAAGAAGGAUUUCAAAAUCUUUCCGUGCGGCGAGUGCGGCCUGAAGUUGUCGCAGAAGAAGCUGCAGCAGCACUUUGAGGAGACCGGCCACAAGGCUGAUGGCGCCAUCUGCGAGGUUUGCGGCGCCGAGUUCCCCUCGAAGAAUGCCCUCUAUCAGCACAUCAUACGGGUGCACAAGCGUGACAAUUUCUUUGAGUGCCACAUUUGCCAGAAUCGUUUCACGCUCAAGGCCAAUCUGGAGCGGCAUGUGCAGCUGCACACAGAGGUGAAGCGCACGUAUGUGUGCGAUAUGUGCGGCUCCUCCUAUUUUACAUAUCCCGCACUCAAGGAGCACUACAGCAACGCCCACGUCGAUGUCUCCGAGUGCAAGUGCACCCUAUGUGGCAAGAGAUUUGGCUCGGCCAAGUCACUGCAACGCCAUUUGCCAUCGCACUCGGAGGAGCGGCCGCAUUGCUGCAAUCACUGCGAUCAGACUUUCAAGUGGAAGACGCAUUUGGUGCGUCACAAACAGACAAUGCAUGGGAAUCAGCCGCCGCCACCCAAAAAGGGCAAACAGCGUUUCCCCAAGGCCAACGAAGAGGAUAUGUUGCCACUGCCUGAUAUGCCAGGGCCGCCGCCGGUGAAGGCUAGCAAAAAGUCAGCGGUCAGCAAGGCAAAGUCACAAGCAGGUACGGCAGCUGCAGCCGCCACACAGCAGCAGCAACAGCAGCAACAACAGCAGCAGCAACAGCAGAUGCAGUCGGGCGUUGGGAAGGGUGGUAGUGUGGGUGCCACGCCAACACCGCCGCCACCAUUGUCGACGACGCCGGGCUGCUCGCAGCAGGAUCCGUUUAAUGCCGCCAUUGUGAGCAGCAACAGUUCGCAAUCAUCGACGGCAUCCACGUCACAGCACUCGGUCUCCACGAGCGAAUCUCAGCAGAAUUCCAUGUACAAUCAGAGCUUUAGUGCGGACAAGUUGCAACAGCAGCAGCAGCAGCCUCCGACGCAGCAACAACAGCAGCAGCAGCAGCAGCAAAAUGCGUUGCAUCAACAUCAGCAGCAGCAGCAGCAACAUGCGGCAGCAACGCCACCACCAACGCAACAGCAACAACAACAGCAAGCGUUGCCCACUGCACAGCAGCAACAGCAGCAGCCGCCGCAUCAUCGCCAUACGCCGCAUACGCCAAACAACAGCACGCCGGAACUGCAUCUGCAGCGGAUGAACAGCUUUGGUGGGCCGGAGAGCCAGUUUCACUUUGAGCCCACCGGCAAUCCAGCUGUCGGCUAUCAGCAGCAUCAGGUCUUGAAUCAGUAUCAACAGCAACAACAACAGCAGCAGCAGCAAGCGCAACAACCGCAACAACAACAGCAGCCGCCGCAGCCACAGCCACCGCAGCAGCAGCAACAGCAUAUGCGCAGCCACACGCCACAGAGUCCACAUCCGCAUCCACAUCCACAUGCGCAUGCACAUCCGCAUCAGGCACAGCAGUUGCAACAGCAGCAGCAACAGCAACACUUUAGCUCGCCGCAUCACAUGCCACCAAUGCAUCACCAGCAUCAGUUGCUGUUGCAGCAGCAUCGUCACAGUCAUUCGCCGCAGCAUCCGCAACACUCACGCUUGCAAUCUCCACAGCCACAGCCGUCGCCAUCGGCCGCUGCGUCAGCAACACAACAGCAAUUCUUGCAACAGCAGCAGCAACAACAACAACAGCAAGCGACUGACUCAUGGGGCAACAUGGGCUUUGGCGGGGCACCAAAUACGCAGCCGGUCGAGCUGAAGGACAACAAGUUCUACAUUGUUGACUCGACCGAGUUUCUCGGGCUUCCAAUGAACGUGGGCGCAACAGCGCCGCCCACUCAGCAGCAAGCCGCUGUUGUCGUCGGCAACAAGCCGCAGCAGCAGCAGCAACAGGCGCCACAAGAUCCCGCCUUAGCUGGCGAUCUAUUGGGCUUCCAGCACAUGUGGCCGCAGCAACAGCCGCAGCAACAGCAGCAACAACAGCAGCAGCAACAGCCGCCAACAGCAGCGCCGCAGGUGAAUCAAGUGGGGCCGGGAGAUCCACACAACUACAAUAAUAUUGGCAGCAUUCUGACGAAUCUCAUCGAUACGAAUCCCACGCCUUUGGAGUACAACUUUGAUUUAAUGCCACAAUCGCAGCAGCAGCAACAACAACCCCAGCAACAGCAGCAGCAACCACAGCAGUCGCAGCAACAGCAGGCGGCUCAACAACAUCACAAUGCUGGUGCUGCUUACGGUGCUGGUCUAAUGCGGCACGGAGUACCAGCGGGCAACGUUUACUACGAGCAGCAACAGCAUCACAAUCACAACCACAGUGCGCUGAGCGAGCAGCAGCAGCAGCAGCUAGUCAGCGAACAGCAGAAGCACAAUAGCUUCCAGCCAUAUCAUCCACAUGCGCAUCCACACCCGCAUCCACAUCCGCAUCCGCAUGGACUGCAACAGCAGCCGUUGCAUUCGUUGGCGGGCGCCACACACUUGUUGCCACCGCCACCGCCGCAUGGCAGCGUCUAUGAGCGUACAGCGCCACCAGUGGGUGUGGGUGUUGGAGUGGGUGUUGGUGGCUAUCCCAUGCUGGGCGAUGAUAGCAAGUCUGUGUUGCCGCCAAUCAAUGACUAUAUGCAUCAUAUGCAGCAACAGCAGCCCGAUCUAAUCUACUAUCCAGUGAAGAACGAUUGACAACCAAAGUAGCCGGCGCUGGGUGGUGCGCAAGGGCAACAGCAACAGCACCACCUGCAACAACAACAACAACACAACCAGCAUCAUCAUCAGCAGCAGCAGCAGCACCACCACCACCACCACAACCACUACGCGCAUAAUAAUCAUAAUCAUAAUCAUACGCGCUGGUGGCCAGCACCAGCAGCAAGUUUAGGCGCCAAGAGAGGCGAUGUUUUUCAUUGAAAAGCAUUCACAAAAAACGCAAAAAAAAAACAAAAAAGAAAAAAAAUUAUUAUAAAAGGAAAUUAUAUAAUACACAUUUUGUUUAGUCUGUUAAGUGUGGAGGAUAUCAGGAUGUCAGAAUUUCAGCAGCGAGAAAAGUGCUUGUGUAGAUAAGAAAACAAAGAGGAUAAGAUAGGGUUUUUACCAAUAAAAAAAAUUAAUAACAAAAUGUUAUGCAAAAUUCAUAGAGCAAUAACUUCUGAAGAUCUUGGGGGUUUCGAUGCUCAGUUUUAUCUACUCCGACCGAUCGCUAUGAUACACCUUGUAUACAUGCAAUAAACUGAAUUCAAACACUCA